GCCACCAUGGGGCUAAGAGCUGCCAGCCUUUUUAUGCUCUGGCUGGCUCUUUCUCAUACGAGUGAAAUAAGAAAAGGAAGGACAAGAAACCACGGUCAUUAUGUCUGCAGCACCUGGGGGAACAACCAUUUCAAAACUUUUGAUGGAGAUAUCUAUCAAUUUCCUGGCAUGUGCGAGUACAACUUUGUUUCUGACUGCAAAGACUCUUACAGGGAGUUCUCUGUCCACAUUCAACGUGCUCUGAACAGCAAAAACCACCCUGAGAUUCAGUAUAUCCUGAUAACAAUCACAGAUUUCACGGUGUACCUCAAGCCCAAACUGGCUGUUGUGGAUGGGCGGAUUGUCAAGACGCCUUACUACAGCUCUGGUUUGCUCAUUGAGAGCAAUGACAUUUAUACCAAGGUUUAUGCCAAACUAGGCCUAAUUUUGAUAUGGAAUCAGGAAGAUGCACUGAUGGUGGAGCUGGACAGCAAGUUUGGUAACCAGACAUGUGGGCUUUGUGGGGAUUACAAUGGAAUUCCAAUCUACAAUGAGUUUAUUAGUGGAGUUGCAAGCUACAAUUCAAUUACUUAUGGGAAUUUACAGAAGAUCAGCAAACCCAAUGUUGAAUGUGAAGACCCUGAUGAAACUCAGGCUCUCCCAAGCUGUAGUGAGCAUCGUGAUGAAUGUGAGAAGCUGCUGACCUCCUCUGCAUUUGAUGACUGUCACUCACGCCUUAAUCUGGAAAUGUACAUCCAAGCCUGCAUGCAGGACAAAUGUGCAUGUAAAGGAAAUGAGGACUCCUUCUGCCUCUGCAGCACCAUCUCUGAGUAUUCUCGCCAGUGUUCACAUGCAGGUGGCCGGCCGGGUGAAUGGAGGACAGAGAACUUUUGCUACAAGACAUGUCCUGGCAACAUGGUCUAUAGAGAAAGCAGCUCACCCUGCAUGGAUACUUGCUCACACUUGGAAGUCAGCAGUCUCUGUGAGGAACAUUACAUGGAUGGUUGUUUCUGCCCUGAAGGAACUGUGUAUGAUGACAUCACUGAAAAAGGCUGCAUACCUGUUAGUGAGUGCUACUGCAGACUCCAUGGAAAGGGGUAUUCACCCGGAGAAACCAUUACCAAUGAGUGUGAAGAAUGCACCUGUAAUUCAGGCAGAUGGACAUGUAAAGAUUUACCCUGUCCAGGCACAUGUUCAGUGGAAGGAGGUUCUCAUAUUACGACCUUUGAUGGGAAGAAAUACACCUUCCAUGGAAACUGUUACUAUGUGUUGGCCAAGAGUGCUGUGAAUAAUACUCAUGCCCUCCUGGCAGAGCUGGCUCCUUGUGGCUCUACAGAUGGACAGACCUGUUUGAAGACUGUUGUGCUGUUAGUAGAUGACAAAAAGAAUGUGGUGGUUUUCAGAUCAGAUGGCAGUGUGUCACUGAACGAGAUGGCAGUGAAUGUGCCACAUGUGUCAGCUAGCUUCUCAGUUUUCAAGCCAUCUUCUUACUACCUCAUUGUACACACCUCUUUUGGGCUUCGGCUGCAGAUUCAGUUGUCUCCAGUCAUGCAACUGUUUGUGACAGCGGAUCAGUCAGUCCAGGACCUUCAAGGUCUUUGUGGUAAUUUUAAUGGAAUGGAAGGUGAUGACUUUAAAACAGCCAGUGGGUUGGUAGAAGCUACAGGAUCUGCCUUUGCUAACACCUGGAAAGCUCAGUCCACCUGUGCAGACCAAGCAGAAAAGCUGGAAGACCCCUGCAGUCUCAGCAUUGAAAGUGCAAAUUAUGCUGAGCAUUGGUGUUCUUUGCUGAAAAACUCAGAGGGACCAUUUGCAAGAUGUCAUUCAGUCAUCGAUCCUGCAGAAUACUAUAAGAGGUGUAAAUAUGACACCUGCCUCUGCAAGGACAAUGAGGAGUGCUUGUGUGCUGCCCUGUCCUCUUACUCAAGAGCAUGUGCUUUCAAAGGGGUCAUACUGGGUGGCUGGAGGCAAAGUGUCUGUGCUGGUGAAGUGUCCGCCUGCCCAGGAAAUCAAGUCUUUCGCUACAAUCUUACCAUGUGCCAGCAAAGCUGUCGUUCCAUUGCUGAUGGUGAAAAGUACUGCUUGCAAGGCUUUGCUCCAGUGGAUGGCUGUGGCUGCCCAGAUAAUACAUACUUGGAUAAUCAGGAUACAUGUGUGCCCAUCUCCAAAUGUCCAUGCUAUUACAAGGGGUCGUAUCUGGAACCUGGGGAAUAUGUUACAAAAGAUGGAGAACGUUGUGUUUGCCGAAAUGCGAAGGUCCAAUGUACUUCAGUGAGAAUGAGAAUGAAAAGUAUAACAGAAUGUCCUUCAAACAAAAUCUACUUUGAUUGCAACGCAUCCCCAGAUGGGACUUCACGGACACCUGUACAACUUCGCUGUGGUACUUCUCAAACUGAUCUUUAUCAAGGUGAGUGUGUCUCAGGCUGCGUGUGUCCUGAAGGUCUCUUUGAUGAUGGUAGAGGGGGCUGUGUUGAGGAAGAGGACUGCCCAUGUAUUCAUAACAGCGACUGGUAUAACCAUGGUCAGACCAUAACUGUGGACUGCAACACCUGUACCUGCCAGAAAGCUAUCUGGAGCUGCACUAAAAACGUGUGCUAUGGAACUUGCAUGAUAUAUGGAAGUGGCCAUUAUAUCACAUUUGAUGGAAAAUUCUAUGACUUUGAUGGAAGUUGUGAAUACGUGGCUACUCAGGACUAUUGUGGUGACAAAAAUUCUGGAGGCUCAUUCAGUAUCAUCACAGAGAAUGUCCCUUGUGGAACUACAGGAGUCACCUGCUCAAAGGCCAUUAAAAUGUUUAUAGGGAAAACUGAGCUGAAGUUGGAGAACAAGGAUUAUAAAGAAAUUCAGCGAGAUGUUGGUGAUGAUGUGCAUUACCAGAACAGGACAGUAGGUCUCUACCUCGUUAUUGAAGCUAGCAAUGGUGUGAUGCUUAUCUGGGAUAAGAAGACCACUGUUUUCAUCAAACUGACUCCUGACUAUAAAGGGAAAGUGUGUGGUCUGUGUGGCAACUUUGAUGACAAGGCCAGCAAUGACUUUACAAGCAGGAGUGGGCUGCAAGAGUCAAGUGCUUUGACCUUUGGGAAUUCCUGGAAACAGUCGUCUGUGUGCCCAGAUGUCACAGAAGAGAUUAAGCCCUGUGAUCUGAAACCACAUCGCAAGUCCUGGGCAGAGAAAGAAUGCAGCCUUAUCCUGAGUGACAUAUUUAAAAUUUGUCAUUCCAAGGUGAACCCAUCUCCUUUCUAUGAUGCUUGCGUUCAUGAUGCCUGCUCUUGUGACAGUGGUGGAGACUGUGAUUGCUUCUGUUCUGCUGUUGCUGCAUAUGCACAAGAAUGUACCAAGGCUCAGGCUUGUGUUUUCUGGAGAAGUCCUGAUAUAUGCCCAAUAUUUUGUGACUACUAUAACCCUCGUGAUGAGUGUGAAUGGCACUACGAGCCUUGUGGCAGCAAUAUCAUGACCUGCAGAAUGAUUUAUAAUGUCAGCACCAACUUCUCAGUUCCAUACCUGGAAGGUUGCUACCCUAGAUGCCCUCAUGAAAAACCUGUUUAUAAUGAAGAGACAAAAGAAUGUGUGGCUGCAGAUGAAUGUUGGUGUUACCACAAUGGUAAACCUGUUAUCAUUGGUGGAGAAAUACCCACAGAAGAGAACUGUACAAAAUGCGUGUGUCGCCCUUCGGGAUCUAUUGAGUGUACACCAAUUCCAGGAUGUCCUUGUGUAAUCAAUGGAACAAGUUAUGAAGUGGGAGAAACUGUUGCAACAAUAAAGGAUGGGGAUAUAUGCACAACAUAUGUUUGUGCAGAAAAUGGAUCUGUAGUUCCUGGAAUUGCUUAUCCUUGUCCAUUAACUACUUCACCAUCUACGAUUACAACCUCCCCUGGUACAAGUACUCUUACCACCAUUGUUACCACAAGUCCUCCAGUAACUACAACUCCAUGCCUUGGAUUAAUCUGCGAUUGGUCUGAGUGGUUUGAUGUUAGUAACCCUGAAGAAGAUGGUGGUGACUAUGAAACCUAUGAUGCAAUAAGAAUUGAACAUGGAAACAAAAUAUGUACAGCUCCUGAAAAUAUUGAAUGCAGAGCUAAAGAUAGUCCUGAUAAAACCUUAGAGGAACUUGGCCAAAAGGUGGAGUGUAAUGUUACAUAUGGACUCAUCUGUAAAAACGAGGAGCAAGAUGCAAGUAUCUGGCAUCUUUGCUAUAAUUAUGAAAUCAGGGUAAACUGUUGUGAAUGGCAUGAAGUUCCUUGUGUGACUGCAAGUACACCAAGCUCAACACCAACUGCAUCUUCAGUCACCACUGGAACAACUGUGCCCACUACUACAACUCAGCAGUCAACAACAAUUACCACCGUACCAACACCCACUGCAACCACUACAAGCCAGCCCACUUCUUCAGUAACCACACCAGUAACUUCAGCCUCCACAGUAUCAACUGCUCCCACACCGACUCCAUCAGAGUCACCGACCAGUACUGCCACCACAACACCCUUCAGCAGCAGUACCCAGGGAACUACUCUGACCGUUCCUGGCGUAUCCUCAUCCACUCCGACAGUUACAAGCACAGUCCUACCACCAAUAGUAACUCAAACCCACACUCCUCCACCUUCACAACCAGAGAGAAAUUGUGAAUGCAUCUGGACAGACUGGAUUGAUAUGAGUCAACCAGAUAGAUCUGAUGUGAACAGUGGAGACUAUGAAAACAUUGACAAAAUAAAUGAAUCCUCCAUGGUAUGCGUGAAAGCUGAGAAUAUUUCAUGCAGAGCGAAGGAUUACCCUAACAUUUCUCUUGAAGAAUUAGGGCAGAAGGUUGAAUGCAACGUUAACACAGGGCUUACCUGUAACAAUAAGGAUCAAGAAAACAACAGCGAUGUUAAAUACUGCCAUAACUAUGAGAUCAGUAUCUGCUGCACACCAAACAUACCAGAGUGUUUACCAAGUACGGAACAUACCACAACAGUCAGCACACCAGUGUCACACUCAGUCACUACAACCACAGUUUUCACUUCAACUGUGUCAAGCACAACUGCCUCACCAACAACUGGGUCUUCCCCCACUUCCACCUCUGGCACGACGCUUUCCAGCACCAGCAGCAGCACCGUGAGCACCACGCCUGUUACUAGCACAACCACAACAUCCAGCUCGACUUUGGUCAGCACGCCCACACCCAGGCCAACACCCACCACGUCCCUACCACCUCCACCCACAACAACAGAAGUAAUCUGCACGUUCCCCCCGGAGGACUGCAUUUGGACUGACUGGAUCGAUGUGAGUUACCCACAGUAUGGCCCGGAGAGUGGUGAUGAUGAGACCUUUGAAACUAUUCAGAAUAAGAUCCCUUCAUGGAACUGUACGAAGGUAGAGAAUGUUUCCUGCAGAGCGGAGAAAAUUCCCAAACACUCCUAUAGAAGAUUAGGGCAGAAGUGGAAUGUGAUGUUAUACACAGGACUCAUCUGUACACAUAAGGAUCAAACCAUAGGGGGUGUGAUACCAAUGCCGAUAUGCCUGAAUUAUCAGAUCAAAGUCUGCUGUGCCCCAAUAAGUCCAGAGUGCACAACAGCGAUCACAACUACAACCACAGGAGAAACCAGCACAUCAGUGUCCCUCUCGCCGACAACAAGUACAACUUACACUCCGAGUGUGUCAAGCACCACUGCCCCGCCAACUGCAACCGCGUCUUCCCCCACUUCCACCUCUGGCACGACACUCUCCAGCACCAGCAGCAGCACCGUGAGCACCACGCCUGUUACGAGCAUGCCCACUACAUCCAGCUCGACUUCGGUCAGCACGUCCACACCAGGCCCACCCACCACCUCCCUACCACCUGAAACCUCGACAACGGAAGGUUCCACUUCGCAGAGCACCACGAGCACAACAGUGUCGAGUACAAGUGUGUCAAGCACCACUGCCCCACCAACUGCAACUGCGUCUUCCCCCACUUCCACCUCUGGCACGACGCUCUCCAGCACCAGCAGCAACACUGUGAGCACCACGCCUGUUACGAGCACGCCCACUACAUCCAGCUCGACUUCGGUCAGCACGUCCACAACAGGCCCACACCCAACCACCUCCCUACCACCUGAAACCCGGACAACGGAAGGUUCCACUUCGCAGAGCACCACGAGCACAACAAGUGUGUCGAGUACAAGUGUGUCAAGCACCACUGCCCACAACUGCAACCGCGUCUUCCCCCACUUCCACCUCUGGCACGACGCUCUCCAGCACCAGCAGCAGCACCGUGGAGCACCACACCUGUUACGAGCACGCCCACUACAUCCAGCUCGACUUCCGGUUCACUUCGCAGAGCACCACGAGCACAACAGUGUCGAGUACAAGUGUGUCAAGCACCACUGCCCACCAACUGCAAUCGCGUCUUCCCCACUUCCACCUCUUGCACGACGCUUCCAGCACAGCAGCAGCACCGUGAGCACCACGCCUGUACGAGCUCGCCCACUACAUCCAGCUCGACUUCGGUUCCACUUCGCAGAGCACCACGAGCACAACAGUGUCGAGUACAAGUGUGUCAAGCCCCACUGCCCCACGCCAACUGCAACCGGCAUCUUCCCCCACUUUUCACCUCUGCACGACGCUCUCCCAGCACCAGACAGCACCGUGAGCACCACACCUGUUACGAGGCACGCCCACUACAUACCAGUCGACUUCGGUUCCACUAUACGCAAGGCACCACGAGCACAACAGUGUCGGUACAAGUGUGUCAUAAGCAACCACGCCCCGAACCAAACUGCAACUGCCGAUCUUCCCCACUUCAACCUACUGGCACGACGCUACCCAAGCACCGCUAAGCAGCACCGGAUGAACACCGACAGCGCGCUGUCGACGGAGCACAGACCCACUCCAUGCGCUCGACCUGGAGAGAGUACAAGUCAGACGGCGCACGACGCUAUUUCUGUCUCUCGUCGUCAGCUUGUAGUGGAACAAUUGGUGUAUAUGGUCUCCACUUCGACAGAGCACCACGAGCACAACAGUGUCGAGUACAAGUGGUGUCAAGACAACCACUGCCCCCACCAACUGACAACUGCGUCUUCCCCACUCUUCCACCUCUGGCACGACUCUUUCCCAAGCACCCGCAGCGGAGCACCAGAAAUGAGCACCACACUGUUACGAGAUGCCCACUACAUCCAGCUUCGACUUCGGUCACACGUUCACUACCCACGGCCCCUCACCACCUCCCUACCACCUGAACCUACGACAACGAGCUGGUUAUGCAUAUUGCGCUCGGGAACAGCAUCGUGUCUGUACCGGCGCACUCUACUAGUGACUGAUUAUCUCGGUAUGUUUAUAUCCUCUGUAGCUGACUUGCCAAGCACACCCACUACAUCCAGCUCGACUUCGGUCAGCACGUCCACACCUAGGCCCACACCCACCACCUCCCUACCACCUGAAACCUCGACAACGGAAGGUAAUUGUCUGUCUACGCUGUCUGGUCUUGCUUUGCGGACGGAGAGUUCGGUCAGCACGUCCACACCCAGGCCCACUCCCACCACCUCCCUACCACCUGAAACCUCGACAACGGAAGGACCCACUUCGCAGAGCACAAGUACAAGUAUGUCAAGCAGCAGUGCCCCACCAACUGCAACUGGGUCUACCCCCUCUUCCACUUCUGGCACAACGCUCUCCAGCACCAGCAGCAGCACCGUGAGCACCACGCCUGUUACGAGCACAACCACUACAUCCAGCUCGACUUCGGGCAGCACGUCCACACCCAAGACAACACCCACCACCUCCCUACCACCUCCACCCACAACAACAGAAGUAAUCUGCACGUUCCCCCCGGAGGACUGCAUUUGGACUGACUGGAUCGAUGUGAGUUACCCACAGUAUGGCCCGGAGAGUGGUGAUGAUGAGACCUUUGAAACUAUUCAGAAUAAGAUCCCUUCAUGGAACUGUACGAAGGUAGAGAAUGUUUCCUGCAGAGCGGAGAAAUUCCCAAACACUCCUAUAGAAGAUUUAGGGCAGAAAGUGGAAUGUGAUGUUAACACAGGACUCAUCUGUAACAAUAAGGAUCAAACCAUAGGGGGUGUGAUACCAAUGCCGAUAUGCCUGAAUUAUCAGAUCAAAGUCUGCUGUGCUCCCCCAUUAAGUCCAGAGUGCACAACAGCGAUCACAACUACAACCACAGGAGAAACCAGCACAUCAGUGUCCCUCUCGCCGACAACAAGUACAACUUACACUCCGAGUGUGUCAAGCACCACUGCCCCGCCAACUGCAACCGCGUCUUCCCCCACUUCCACCUCUGGCACGACGCUCUCCAGCACCAGCAGCAGCACCGUGAGCACCACGCCUGUUACGAGCACGCCCACUACAUCCAGCUCGACUUCGGUCAGCACGUCCACACCCAGGCCCACACCCACCACGUCCCUACCACCUGAAACCUCGACAACAGAAGGUUCCACUUCGCAGCGAGCCAUAAGCCACAAACAAGUGUCGAGACAAGUGUGUCAAAGCACGACUGCCCCGCCAACUGCAAACUGCGUCUGUCCCCCACUUCCAGCCUCAUGGCACGACGCUCUUCCAGCACCAGCAGCAGCACCUGUUCCACUGGCGCAGAGCACCACGAGCACAAACCUAGUGUCGAGUACAAAGUUCUCGGUGUCAAGCACCACUAGCCCCGCCAACUGCAAACUGCGUUACUUCCCCCACUUUCCACCUCUGGCACGGACGGCUCUCCAGCACCAAGCAGCCAGCACCACCACCACGUGGCCCCUACCAACUGCAACGCAUUCUUCCCCCACUUCCACCUCUGGCACAACACUCUCCAGCACCAGCAGCAACACCGUGAGCACCACGCCUGUUACGAGCACGCCCACUACAUCCAGCUCGACUUCGGUCAGCACGUCCACACCCAGGCCCACUCCCACCACCUCCCUACCACCUGAAACCUCGACAACGGAAGGAACUACCUCGUACAGCACUACCAUCGUUACUGGUUCUUUUAGCACUGAAGGUACGACCACUGUGUCUGAGAGCUCUUCGACAGCUUCAGUUUCUACACCCGUUAACACACAAACUACGGGAGCAUCAUCUCCAUCGGUAACUCCAUCUGUCAGCAUGUCCCCACCUCCAGUUUCAACAGUCCCAUCAACAGUUACGACAUCUGGAACGACUCCUACGAAGCCUUUUACCACCACUUCAGGAACAACUUUUAGUUCUUUUAGUACUGUCACUGCAACCACCAUUACCACUUCAGAAAUUGUUUCUUCUGGUUCAGCUAGCACUUCUGGGACAACUCCUACAUCGAGUACAGUCACUGUUCCUGGAAGCUCUACAUACAGCACAGUGACUACGCUUAGUACUUUAAGUUCAACUGCCAGUUCCAGCUCUAAUUGUACAAUUUCACCUAAUGAAACUUACGCGCCUGGUGAGUCAUGGUGGCUCUGUAACUGCACCCAGGCUAUAUGUGUAGAAAACAAUACCGUUGUGAUCGUUCCGGUAAUCUGUGAGCCACCUCCUAAACCCACCUGUUCCAACGGGCUCUCUCCUGUGCAAGUUAUGGAUGACGAUCUAUGCUGUUGGCACUGGGAAUGUGAUUGUUACUGCACUGGCUGGGGAGACCCACAUUAUAUGACUUUUGAUGGACUCUACUACAGCUAUCAAGGGAAUUGCACAUAUGUUCUUGUGGAAGAGAUUGAAAAAACAGUUGACAGCUUUGGUGUCUUCAUUGAUAGCUACCACUGUGAUGCACGGGAUGUCUUUUCUUGUCCACGAGCACUCACUGUGAGACAGGAGAUUCAUGAAGUGUGCAUCGUAACGGUGAAACCAAAUUCCAUGGAAGUAGAGGUGACUGUAAACAAACAGGCCGUGGCUUUGCCUUAUAAGAAAUUUGGCUUAAGGAUCUAUGAGUCGGGCAUAAAUCGAGUAGUGGAAAUUCCUGAACUUAAAAUGAACGUGACCUUCAAUGGCUUGUCAUUUUCUAUCAGAAUGCCCUACAGCUUGUUUGGAAACAACACUCAAGGACAGUGCGGUGUUUGCAAUAACAACACUGCCGAUGACUGCAGGUUGCCAAAUGGAAAUAUUGCAGAGAACUGUGAAACCAUGGCCGAUCAUUGGCAAGUUGUCGAUCCCUCCAAACCACAGUGUUCUCCGGGCCUAGUUCCUACAAAAGCACCUAGCGUACCAACAGGGCAGCCUUGCAAAGAAUCUUCCCUUUGUGAGCUUCUUUGGGGAAGUGUGUUUGAGAAGUGUCACAAAGUCGUUAAGCCAGAUAAGUACUAUGCAGCUUGCGUUUUUGAUAGCUGCGUACUUCCCGACUUAGACCUGGAAUGCUCAAGUCUGCAGAUCUAUGCAGCUGUCUGUGCCGAUCAAAAUGUCUGCAUUGACUGGAGAAGUCAUACCAAUGGCGUUUGCUCUUACGAAUGUCCCAAACAUAAAGAAUAUAGAGCGUGCGGUCCUACUCAAGAGACAACCUGCAAGUCAAGUCCAUAUAACGAAACUUCAGUUAAACAAGUGGAAGGCUGUUUCUGUCCUAACGGUACAAUGCUGUUCGACUCCGGUGUGGAUGUGUGCGUAAAUACCUGCGGCUGUGUCGGAUUGGAUAUGAUACCGAGAGAGUUUGGAGAAAAGUUUACGGCAGACUGUCAGGACUGCGUUUGCCUGGAAGGCGGAAGCGGCAUCGUUUGCGAACCUCACAAAUGUCCCGAACAAAAUAAGGGGACUUGUUCUGGGAAAGGCUUCUAUGAAGUCACCGAAGUCAACUCUGAGGAUCCCUGCUGCCCCAUUGUCACUUGCAAAUGCAACACAAGUUUGUGCACAACUAAGCCCCCCAAGUGUACGCUGGGAUUUGAAGUUUAUUCUUAUAUUCCCAGUGAUGAGUGCUGUCCCGUGUACCAGUGUGUUCCCAAGAAGGUUUGUGUACAUUACAAUGCUGAGUUCUUGCCUAAUUCCUCAGUCUUCGUCGAUAAGUGUCACGAUUGCUUCUGCACUAACAAAGUUAACAGCAGCACUCAACUGAAUGUCAUCUCCUGCGAACAUAUUCCGUGCAACACAUAUUGCGAACCAGGAUACGAACGACAACACGUAGAGGGUGAAUGUUGUGGAAAAUGCGUGCAGACAAAAUGUAUUAUACAUACAUCCCACGGUUCCACUCUCAUAUUGAAUCCCGGAGAGUUCAUAAACGAUCCUUACGACAACUGCACCAUUUAUAGUUGUACACGUCUCAAGAACCAGCUUAUCUCUUCCACAUCUGAAAUUACAUGUCCCGCAUUCAAUGAGGAGAUGUGCAAACCCGGAACUGUUACAUUCUUACCUAACGGUUGUUGCAAAACCUGUGUACCUCUGGAUAGCCCCGCACCGUGCUCUGUCCGUGAGAGAAAAGACUUUAUUGUCUAUAAGAACUGCCGUUCUCUGAAGAGAGUUGUCCUGACUGAAUGUGAAGGAACAUGUGGAACUUUCUCUCUCUACUCCGUUGAGGCCAGUUCUAUGGAGCACAGUUGUUCCUGCUGCAAGGAAGUAGAAACUAGCAUGAAGGAAGUGGAACUGAAAUGUCCCUCUGGGAAAUCAAUUACACAUAAGUAUGUGUAUGUGGAAAGCUGCGGAUGUCAGGACACUCAGUGCAAACUCCCAGAAUCUAGCGAGUCUCAGAGCACGGAAGAAAAUGAGGAGAGCACUCAAAAUCACAGGAGAAGAGCCAUCGGCUUAACAUCAAAAUGAAGCACAGAAAAGCUAACAGCACUCAAGUAAAGGAUCUACACACCACUCCGAUCUUCCUUGACAGCUCUUGAACUUAGCUUUUCCCCACUACUGUAUCCUGUAUGUUCUCUGAUUGUUUUUAACCAUGCUCUAUUUAUUUGUGUACAAAAGUACAAUGAACUUUCUUCCAAGUUGCAUAGACCUCUGGAUCAUUUAAUAAUCGUUUUAUUUUCUCUGAAUGAUUAAAAGCACAU
Coturnix japonica (Japanese quail) is the source of this 11870-nucleotide messenger RNA. The record is from RefSeq and is a predicted model, not a curated record. NCBI's taxonomy places the organism in Eukaryota, Metazoa, Chordata, Aves, Galliformes, Phasianidae.